This is a messenger RNA of Mya arenaria, 1958 nucleotides long. RefSeq names its product failed axon connections homolog. The record is from RefSeq and is a predicted model, not a curated record. Gene Ontology annotation, cellular component: cytoplasm. The transcript is spliced from 5 exons. Bases 1283 to 1927 code for a protein of 214 amino acids. Lineage: Eukaryota; Metazoa; Mollusca; Bivalvia; Myida; Myidae.
AGGUCUAAGAACGACCUAGCUAUUCAUUCAUGGUCCACCAUUCGCGCGGUUCUACUUUUGAGACAAACUGGUAUAAUGUUUACUCGCUCGUUUUUCCGGGAUCAGCAAAACUGUCUGCAAAGGAAUUGUUGAUACUCAUUUCAUACUUGGCGUCCGUAUCAUGACCAUAAACAUUGAAACUAAAUCGGGUAAGGAACCCAUAUGAUAUACCGCAGUGAAGAGACACAACAUAUUAACUGUUCGCGUUGAUGUAUGAGUAGUAGGUCAUACAAAUUGACUGUUUUGACUAAAUACUGAAAGUUUUUUACGUUUUGCUUUAUCUAUUAAUGUACAUUUAAAUUCAUAAGAAUCCUAACAUUUUCGGGAAGAUACACUUUAUAUCAUUAUUAGCCACCCACGCUGAAUAAUUAAGCGGCUUUGUUAACGCUGCUCCUAGCAUGUACGUCUUUAAUGCGUUAACCUUUGACCAUUAACCUAAGGUCAACCCUUGGAUACUGUUAUAACCAAAUUGUAUAGCACAUAUAUGUUUAUUUUCACAUUAUCCAAAAUAGCGUAUCACUUCGGUGUAACAGUCGAAUCAGCACAUUGAAAUGUGAUUUUAACUUUAUAUAAGGUGAACAUUAUCAUAUAAAAGUUAUAUUGAUAUCAAUCACACUAUAUGCAAAAUAGCAUAUUUAUCUCAAUUGCGUAGUGUUCCGUAAACGGUAUUAAUAGCAAGACAAACAUAGCUACAUGUACAUGUGCACUUUCAUGAGCUUAGUGGUCUUAAGGUUCUCUGCUACUGCUUCAAACAAUUACCACCACAGUGAAAUAAAUUGAAAAGGUUCCCCGAACAAACAGAAUCUACAUUCAAAAGUACAUAAUAUAAAACCAAUACAAUGCAUUGCAAUGAAAAGAAUAACACUUUUGUAUUUUAUUUGGUACAAAGCAAACACAAACGUACUGCCAAGAAUGAGUUAAACAAUAAAACCAAAGUUGUGCUAAAUUAUCAACCCAAGCCUCAUAUCAUUUUGCUAUCAUAAAAUAUUGGGGUUAUGUACGAGGUUAGAUUGAACUGAAUGUUGAAAUAUGUGUCCUUAAUGUGAUUUAAGCAGGUAAUGCAUAUAAAAAAAAGGAUUAUUAGUACUGCGUUUUGAUCCUGAAUGUCGUACUCGACUCUCUUUAAAUCCAAAUCUGCAAAUUUCCACACGAGACGAAUAUAUCCCGCAUCGGUGUUUCAGGCAUCAUAUAAGGACUAUUUAAAUACAUUAAAUGAAUGUCGAUAAAAAAUCGAUGAUUCAUAAUGAUUUAUUCUUACAACUUCCAGAGCAUUCUCAGUUACACAAUGGGGUCAAAAGGGAAGUCUCCAUGCGUCGAGUACAACGGUGAUACACUUGGAGAUAGCGAGUUGAUUAUGCCCUACAUGGUUGAGAAAUGUGGGGUAAACCUCAGUACGGGCCUAACAGAGGAACAGACGGCCAUAGGCCGGGCCUUCCAGACUCUCGUCGAUGAACGCAUGUAUUGGCUAGUUUUGUUAGAAAGAUGGGUGUUCCACAAAUCAGAGAUGUCUGGCACUCUUACCAAACUUCCCGCCAUUUUAAUAUGGCAUAUCAGCCGGAAAACUAAGAAUAUGGCGUAUGCACAGGGCCUUGGCAGACAUACGCAAUCCGAAAUUGAAACAUUGCUUGAGAAAGAUUUGAAAGCAUUAUCGGAUUAUUUAGGUGACAAGAAAUAUUUUCUCGGUGAAGAGCCUAGAGAGGUCGAUUGUGCAGUGUUUGGGCAGCUGUGUCAAGUCCGUUAUCAUGUGCCAAACAGUGUCAAAGCAAGAACAUAUCUACAAGAAUCCCUUCCAAAUCUCACUGCUUAUAUGGACAGAAUUAUUGAGAAAUUUUGGCCAGAUUGGGAGGAAUGUAUGACAAAUGGAUUCACGAAAGAGGCAACAAAAUAGAAUGACACUUAUAUUUGAAUUUUGUAUGCGC